Thalassophryne amazonica is the source of this 584-nucleotide messenger RNA. RefSeq names its product interferon a3-like. The coding region runs from base 1 to 537 and encodes 178 amino acids. Gene Ontology annotation, cellular component: extracellular region. Gene Ontology annotation, biological process: response to exogenous dsRNA; defense response. Gene Ontology annotation, molecular function: cytokine receptor binding. Lineage: Eukaryota; Metazoa; Chordata; Actinopteri; Batrachoidiformes; Batrachoididae. The record is from RefSeq and is a predicted model, not a curated record. The transcript has 5 exons.
AUGCUGGAGAGGAUUUUCUUUGUGUGUCUGUUUGUCAGUGUGUCACUGAGCUGCAGCUGGAUGGACCAUAAGUUCACACAGUACAGUGAAAAGUCUUUGUCUCUGCUGGACACCAUGACUAAUAAUUCCACCAACAUCACGGAGAAUGCUGAAGUGAACAGUGUGGCCUUCCCUCAUCAUCUCUACACACAUGCGUCUGCAGCAUCAGCUGAGGACCGGCUUGGUUUCAUGGCACAGGUUCUAGAGGAGGUGGUGGUUGUGUUGGAGGAGGAUCAGAGCUCUGUGUCCUGGGAGAAGAACCCAGUGGAACACUUCCUCAACCUGCUAACCAAGCAAGUGGAAGGCCUGCGCUCCUGUAUUACAAGACAGAGCCACAAGAAAAUGAACAAGAAGCUGCACAUGUAUUUCAAGAGACUCUCACGCAACAUAAAGGAAAUGGGCCGCACUGCUGAAGCCUGGGAACUGGUCAGGAAGGAAAUUAAACUCCACCUCCAGAGAGUUCACCUGCUGGCUGCAUCACUCAUAACUACCUAUUAAAUUAUGCUUUUUAUAUACAGUUUUUAUUUUAGAACUAUUUGCUUUAU